AUGGGGCUUUGUGGAAAGCGAUUUGGCUACGAGAGCCCGGCAGUGGGCACGUGGUGCAUUGCGUUGAGCUUACAGCUCGUAACGGGUAUCAUCAUGCUCUUGAUUGGUUACGACAAGGACAUUCACGAUAUCCUGGAGGCGUCUUCCCUGACGACGAACGCAUAUAGUGUCUUCGAGUAUAUGGGGCUGAUUCAUGUGGCCCUUGCCAUUCUUAUCGCUGCGGUUGUCGCGUUAGGUCUUUUUGUUUCUCCCUGCUUCCUAUGUCCCCUCUGCAUUAUCAACAUUAUCGAGAGCCUCUACUGCGUCGUUAGUGCUGCGACUGCAGGAGCUUAUCUGCAGCCUUACGUUUCUUACGUGAAGCACUCAGAGCUGUCAUAUGAAGGAGAGAGCACGUGGUCGCUUGCCGAUACGUACUUCGCAAGGACCAACAGCGGAUACAUUCUAGCCGCCGCAGUCUUAGCUCUUGCGACUCUCGCUGCAUUCAGCCGCGCAAAUGGCAUGAGUAACGACACGCCGAUUCCAGAGGCGCAGAUGUACGUCCCGUGCGUCACACUGAUCAUCAUUUCUGGAGCAAUCUUCAUUAUUGGCGGAGGUGGCGAAGGUUACACGGUGGCCUUGGGCACGAUUUGGUUUCUUCUUGCAAUUGCCGUGGCGAUUAUCUUGAAUAUUACCCACUGCUGUCUUUCCCCCAAGGUGUGCAACGUUUUGGUAGGAGCGGCAUUUGGCUGUGUGGCAGUGGUCGCCAUUGUCAGCUGCAUCGUAGCUACCUCCACUUAUCACACGGUCGUGAAACAAGUAGGCAUGGUCGGCUUUCCGCAGUACUUCACUCCACCUACUGAGGACAUUAUGAACGACUACAAGAUCUUCACCAUUAUGGGAACAGGCAAAUGGCUCAUUGUCGAGGCAUGCACAUCGUUGGCUUGCGGGGUUUUGGCAAUUUUCUCCACAGUGUACGCGCUCCGAUCAGUCUUCAGUUGCUGCGGCAAGGGUGAAUGA
Neospora caninum is the source of this 996-nucleotide messenger RNA. RefSeq lists its product as hypothetical. Lineage: Eukaryota; Apicomplexa; Conoidasida; Eucoccidiorida; Sarcocystidae. The transcript is spliced from 2 exons. The record is from RefSeq and is a predicted model, not a curated record. The coding region runs from base 1 to 996 and encodes 331 amino acids.